Molecule: messenger RNA, 636 nt
Organism: Engraulis encrasicolus (European anchovy)
Lineage: Eukaryota; Metazoa; Chordata; Actinopteri; Clupeiformes; Engraulidae
Product: tripartite motif-containing protein 16-like
Exons: 4
Coding region: 61-636 (191 amino acids)
Molecular function (GO): protein binding
Source: RefSeq, a predicted model, not a curated record
GAAGUAGUCAAAAUAUCUGCAGCAGCAGCGAAAAAUGUCCAGAUCAUCCAGAACAUACAGAUGUCUGAUGGCCAGGCUCUUACUGCUGAACCAGUGACCAGAGAGGACUUCUUACAGUAUUCCUGUCACUUCACUCUGGAUCCAAACACAGCAGAGAAACACCUCCAUCUGUCUGAGGGGAACAGGAGGGUGGAGAGGAGAGAUGAGGCCCAGUCAUAUCCUGAUCAUCCAGACAGAUUUGAUGAGUGGCCUCUGGUGCUGUGUAGAGAGGGUGUGUCUGCACGCUGCUACUGGGAGGUUGAGUGGAGUAGAGAGGUUGAUAUAGCAGUGUCAUAUAAAAGCAUCAGCAGGAAAGGAGGGGUUCAUGAGUGUUGGUUUGGGGGUAAUGAUCAGUCCUGGAGGCUGCACCUCUACCCCUCCACUUCCUAUUUCUGGCACAAUGAUAAAAGGACUGAUCUCCCUCUAGUGGCCAGCUCCAGAAUAGGAGUGUAUGUGGAUCACAGGGCAGGAACUCUGGCCUUCUACAGCAUCUCUGGAGACACAAUGACCUUCCUGCACGGAGUCCACACCACAUUCACACACACUCUCUACCCAGGGUUUUGGGUAGAUAGUGGAUCAUCAGUGAAGCUGUUGUGA